Orbilia oligospora ATCC 24927 is the source of this 2637-nucleotide messenger RNA. RefSeq lists its product as uncharacterized. Gene Ontology annotation, molecular function: protein binding. The record is from RefSeq and is a predicted model, not a curated record. NCBI's taxonomy places the organism in Eukaryota, Fungi, Ascomycota, Orbiliomycetes, Orbiliales, Orbiliaceae. The transcript has a single exon. Bases 1 to 2637 code for a protein of 878 amino acids.
AUGACGAGCACAACAUAUGCUGCCAACGGCUUCCACGAGCCCUUUACCACGCCCCAAAAACAAAAACGCUACAGUACAUCGACCACAGCUUCUGUUGGCACGAAUACCGAAAAACCCGAUGCGGCUCUUCGUGCUGCUACUUUGAGCUUUUCUCCUCCCUUCAGCCGCCAACCUUCUGAUGAAGCAUCGUCAUCAGCUGCUACCUCCAAGACAAACGGUACCGCUUUGAUCGCUGCGCGAGUCAUCGGUACCGGCAAUUCUUCGCCAAGAUCAGUAGCGCAGAACCCCUCCGACCAUAGAAGAAGUCUCUCUAGGAACUCCAGUUUUGACCUGCUGGCCUCUUCUAAUGUCCAUGGCGGAUCGCUGAAAGCCGCCCAGUUGAGUGUCAGCAGGUCUCCUUCCUCUGGAUCCGGCGCCGUGUCGCGUGCGAAAUCUUACAACGAACUUGGCCCUGCAUCCCUCAAAUCCGAACGGUCCUAUUCUGAAGAUGCAUCUUCCGUGUAUACACCCAUCGACGGUUCCCUAAUUGCUGCGAAGCUGAGCGCUGCAAGAAAGGAUAGUACGAAGGGACUGCCCGUUCAGACGGCCGUUGCUUCGAAGAGGAACGACAUAUCACCACCGAGCUUACUUGCUGCCGGACUCGCUGUUUCAAGGUCUACUACACCGGGUACUAUGGCGAAUACCCGACCAGAGCGCGACCAGGAACCGGAUAUCCUGCCCCCCGCAGGGUCUGUCAAUGAGGCGAAGAAGAAGUUUCUACAGCAAAUUGAUGCGGCUGAAGGUGGGCUCGACAAUCCCGUUCGUGGCCGGAGGAGCCUCGAAGGGCCUAUGAAGUCGAAAAAUUCGGGGACUUUUUUUGAUACGCCCCCGACCAGUACAGUCAACAUAUCGCCGCUUUCUGCAGCGAAGCUAGCUGUUCAGCAUUCUGGAAGAAAGCCCGGCUCGGCCGGGCCGGGUCCCAAAGUAUCGAAACCUCGACAGCCUUCUCCCAUAAAGAAAGAAAUCAAGCGUGAUAUUACUCCGACAACAGCUCCGGCUGUUGCCCAGGCCCCCACGCCAGUCGCCCCACCACCGAAGCCUGCGAUCUUGAAGAAGCCGACAAUACAAAACAUCAAAAUUACACAGACACCUCUCUCAUCGACAAUUCCUACAUCCCCCAAGCCUGCACCCAAACCCGUGGCUCUGAAGAAGCUCACUACCCAAGAAACAGGCACACCCCCUCCACAGCCGAUAAAACCGCUGCCGAGAAAGACGCGACCUCCUAACAGAACUAGGUCAUCAAAUUCCGAUGCUGCUUCUCCAACAUCAAUUAGUCCGAAGACGACUACUCCAGUGGAAACGCUGCUAUCCCCGAAGGCUCCUAUAAUAGAGGAACCUACAGAGAAAGCGACAGCACCUCCUCCACCCCUUCCUCGGGGCACAAAACCCCCUGCCGAAACUCCUAAGCCAGUUGAGCCAGCGCCUACUCGGCGGGACCCUCGCUUGAUGGGCUUCAAUACUGUCAAGCUACCUCCACCAACCAACAACCAGUCAAUUGUCGAACCAACCAAACCAUCGCCCGUGAAGGCAAGCCCCACACCGCAAUCACCUGUAAGACAGGUCGUGCCUUCCCUUCCUCCGAAGCCUACAUCACCUAUCAAAGUAUUCGAGCACGCACGAGCAGCAGAAGUACCCAUCAAGAAACCAAAGCCUGAGUUACCCAGGUCAAAGACGUUUGUAGAUUCGAUUGUUGCACGACAACCACAAUCCUUAUAUAAUGUUAAAGAGAAGAAUGUAUCCUCAUCCACCGUUUCGUUGCUGCCACCACCUACUGCGACCGCGACUUACAAAAUCCCAUCCACGUCUAAAUCCGCCCAGCCACUGCGACCGAACCUCACCGGACCGGAUUCGACGCGCCCCUCGGUGCGUCCAACACCUAGUUGGCGGGAUGAUACAUAUGAUGUUCUUCCUGUGGAAGGGGUUAUUCGACCUUCUCACACCGGGGACUCGCUCCAUCACGCUAUCCUUGCAUCUUCGCUAGCAUCCUCCCGCGCGGUGUCCCCUGUGAAAUCCAACCCUAUCCCACUGCCACCUCGCCCUAGUGGCGGAUUGCGCACUACGAUGCGAAGUCCAGAAAAAUCGCAAGACCGAGAUAGUUCCCCACAGAAAAAGAGCCAUAAUAUCCUCGGCAAGAAGCACCCGAACAAACAUAAUGAAGGAGCCCGAAAACGAUGGCGAGAAUUCGUCACUGAGAAAGAAAGGAAGCGAUACGAGGGCCUCUGGGCCGCAAACCGUGGAUUGUACCUCACCGAAAAGAUGUUCGAGGGUAGACCGGAUGCUCAGGGGAAGAAACUACACCAGGAUGCCGUAUGUGCUAUUGUAGUGAAGGAUCUGUGGGCUCGCAGCAGGUUGCCUGUUGAUAUUUUGGAACAGGUGUGGGAGCUCGUAGAUAGAGGCCCUAAACCGAAGUGGUGGCUGACGAGGGACGAAUUUAUCAUGGGGCUUUGGUUGAUCGAUCAGAGCUUGAAAGGGAGGAAGUUACCUGGAAAGGUUCAAGAUGGGACAUGGGAGAGCGUAAGGAGGAUGGGGAUCGUGCUCAAGCCAUAUGAGGAAUUGGGCUUGAAAGAGAAGAAGGAGAAGAAAGUAAAGAAACGGUAG